Lymnaea stagnalis (great pond snail) is the source of this 3184-nucleotide messenger RNA. The record is from the annotation of a GenBank genome assembly. NCBI's taxonomy places the organism in Eukaryota, Metazoa, Mollusca, Gastropoda, Lymnaeidae.
CUUUAAACAAAAUCAAUCUACACUUCCUGUUAAUGGACGUGAGGUGAAGUUGAUUUCUUGGUUAUCGAAUUUUGUUUAAUGAAUGGUCAUUUAGGAAGAGGUCACGCACUUUAAUGUGCGAGAUCUCUUCAUCGAACUUUAUGUUCAUUAUGCAAUUAUUUAUUUUUCUGAGUAUAUUUAUGGAAUUCAACAGCAUUUUUAGAGUUCUACUGUCGUGUUUGUAUAUUUUGUGUUUGUCUCCAUUCCGCGUUAUUUCGAGUCCUUCCGGGUCACUUCUCUGAAGGCAACUCUUAUUACAAUUAGGAUUGUGCCUCUUUCCCCUUAAUUAAUAGUUUUGGUAAAAAUUUCACAGACUUAAAACAAAAUGUACAGUGUAAUCAGUGAUAGUGCAUUACUGAGGCCUGCUGUGAUAGUGCAUUACUUAGGCCUACUGUGAUUGUGAAUUACUUAGGCCUACCGUGAUUGUGCAUUACUUUUGGCCUACUAUGAUAUUGCAUUUUUUGGCUUCUGUGAUAAAGCAUUACUUAGGUCUACUUUGACAGUACAUUACUUAGGCCUACUCUGAAAGUACAUUACUUAGGCCUACUGUGAUAGUACAUUCUUUAGACUUAUUGCGAUAGUUCAUUACUUAGGCCUACUUUAACAGUACGUUUCUUAGGCCUACUGUAAUAGUACAUUAUUUAGGCCUACUGUGAUAGAACAUUACUUAGGCCUACUUUGAUAGUGCAUAACUUAGGCCUACUGUUAUAGUAUAUUACUUAGGCCUACUGUUAUGGUAUAUUACUUACUCCUACUGUUAUAGUAUAUUACUAAGGCCUACAGUUAUAGUUUAUUACUUAGGCCUACUGUUAUAGUAUAUAACUUAGGCCUACAGUUAUAGUAUAUUACUUAGGCCUACUGUUAUAGUAUAUUACUUAGGCCUACUGUUAUAGUAUAUUACUUAGGCCUACUGUGAAAGUGCAUUACUCAUGUAAAUCUCAGCCCAUUUAAUGGAAUAUUAUCAUUUGAUUAGGAAACAGUGGCCGCCUCACGUCCUAGAAUUACUACAACUGUAGGCACAGCAUUCACCCACUGACAGUCUCUAGUCAAAGGUAACUGCUCUCAUGUCCCUAAAUGCACACUUAAGUAGCGGAUGUUCAUUGAACUUGAGUCGAUAAGUAUGGUGCCUCAACGGUCAACUGCAGUAAUGUUUGGUUCAUUAUGUUUUUGUUUCAUGGAGCGGGGGGGGGGGGGUGAGGGCGGGGGGAGAGAAGGAGAUCGGGUGAUAUAUAAUUAGUUGAUAUAUAAUUAGUUGAUGUAUAAUUAGUUGAUAUAUAAUUAGUUGAUAUAUAAUUAGUUGAUAUAUAAUUAGUUGAUAUUUAAUUAGUUGAUAGAUAAUUAGUUGAUAUAUAAUUAGUUAAUAUAUAAUUAGUUGAUAUAUAAUUAGUUGAUAUAUAAUUAGUUGAUAUAUAUUUAGUUAAUAUAUAAUUAGUUAAUGAUGCGUAAUUAAUUGAUGAUACAUAUUGGUUAAUAUCUAACUACCAGACAUGACGAAUGACGUGCACUGACGUAUGACGUAUGAAGCACCGAGUCAUUGUGAAACCGAAAAAUGUGUGCCUGUUGUUUUGCCAGUGCACACCAGUGACGUCAUGAUGUUGUGCAUUGCGUUUUGUUGGUGCACACUUGUUACAUCAGCAUGUUGUGAACGGGCUGUUCCUCUUAAUGUCUUGAUGUUUAAUUAAUACAUGUAAUUGGCGUUUUAAGAUUUGGGUAAAUCUUUAUACAGUUAUAUUUAUUUUCUGCCCAUCAUUUUUUUUUCGUGUGGGCAAUUUAUCGACUUUUGUCUAUUUAUAUUUGCACCUUCUUUUCCCCUUUUCUGACGAAGGUAUCUGAACAAAAGAACUCGGCACAAAAUGAUGAACUUAAGAAUAUUACUGGUUUUGCUCCUCCUUGCUGCCACCUGUCGAUCUCAUACCAAUUUUUUUUACCACCCUAGGCCACGUAAGUCUUAAUACUUCAGAUUACAAUGGCACGACCAUUGUGGGGUAGGGGGGGGUGACAAGUAAAUGCUUCGGGCUUUGAAAUUCAUACGAUUUUAUUAUUCUAUUAAAUAAUUUCGAAUGAAAAUCACAGAUCGUGGACUAACAUUUUAAAAUACCUUGCGUGGUUAAGAUAAAUAAAACAUGAUUUCCCGUUUAAGGGCACGGGUCAUAUUAGUUCAAGGAAAUUAUUGUAAAGUUGCUUGAUGUGAAAAAUAGUUUCAGAGGCGAAGUGAAGAGAAAGCAAUGAAACACUCUGUUUAAGAGAUGUAGCCUGAAGCUAUUCACUAGUUGUAGUGUGUUUGAACAUGUUCAACUCUUACAUCUAGGUCUCAUCUAUUUGAAUAUUUUUUUUUUGUCCCUGCAGCACCUACCCCGAAAACCUCACUGUUCGCCAGGCCCAAUAUACCCGAAACAUACCGUAAGACAGCUGUGCUGCCCCAGUCGUGCAGAGAUGCUCAAAUUGGGGUCUCGCCCAGGCGGGUCGUCGUCCUGGCCGACGGGUACGAGGUCAUGUGCGACCUGACCACCGACGGCGGCGGCUGGACGGUCAUCCAGCGACGCGCCAACGGGCAGACCAACUUCACGCGGGGCUGGCACGACUACAAGUACGGGUUCGGAGACUACGACAACGGGGAGUUCUACCUGGGCAACGAGUACAUUCACCACGUCACCUCGGCGAGGCGCUACGAGCUGCGGAUCGAGAUGGAGUGGAAGGGCGUCAAAAAGUUCGCCGAGUACGCCUACUUCCGGGUGAACGGCGAGCAGGAGUUCUACAGGCUGCACGUGGGCGGGUUCCUCGGCAACGUCGGCGACAGCUUCUCGCCGGUGCACAGCGGCCGGGAGUUCAGCACCUUCGACAGGGAUAACGACAACCACGAGAUCAACUGCGCCGAACGGUUUCACGGGGGCUGGUGGUACAACGCCUGUCACACGGCCAACCUCAACGGCGUCUGGGGGGUCAAGGACACGGGCGAGGGCAUCAACUGGAUGUCCUUCACGGGGUACCGUUCGAGCCUCGCCUUCUGUGAGAUGAAGAUAAGGCCCGUGCAACAUUAAAAUGAAAAAACGGAAAAGGUAGAGCUGGCGUGUCUGUUCGGGUGAAAUCGUGGUGACCACUAAAGUUAAAAUAAGGAAACGAAAUGAAAGGAGAAAGGAAAACCAAA